Molecule: messenger RNA, 6288 nt
Organism: Nothobranchius furzeri (turquoise killifish)
Lineage: Eukaryota; Metazoa; Chordata; Actinopteri; Cyprinodontiformes; Nothobranchiidae
Gene: cpne5a
Product: copine Va
Biological process (GO): cellular response to calcium ion
Cellular component (GO): plasma membrane
Molecular function (GO): calcium-dependent phospholipid binding
Source: RefSeq, a predicted model, not a curated record
AGGCUGUGCGAGUUUGAGGAGCUGUCCAGAUGCUGAAACAGCAGCGCGCGGUUAAUUUUAAGAGCAGCUGUCUCUGGAGGUGUUUUACUGCGUGUGAUUUAUCUGGAGAUAGUUGGGGUUUUCUGUUUCCUUAAGAGGCUCUUGAACGUAAUUAGGAUCAAAGUAACGAGCCGUCUGCCACACAUCGGCGGUGAAACCACACCGGGAGAGUCACAGCCUCGCUUGUAGCUGCAUGCGGACAGGAGGGGUGGAGUUUAUUGCAUUUACUUUUCAAAGCUCCUCCGGCUCAGACAGAAGAAGCGCUUUCUUUUCCCGGGAAACAGCUCAGAUGGUGCGUCCUGGCAUGUGAUCUCACUUCACAGACCAGUCGCCUCGCCUCUGCAGCCUCCAGUUUUAAACUUUCCAUGCAGUUGCCCGUCCGGCAGACUCAAGCUGCAGGAGGUUCCGUCUGUACUCGCUCGCCCGCUGCGCUCCGGUUCUCUCCGUGUUCAGAGGGACUCGCGCGACCGCAGGAGCUGGCCCGGGUCUCCCGCACGCAUGGAGGGAGACGUUAUGGACAAGGUGGAGGCCACAGCUCCACCUUGUGACUUCGACCCCACGAGUGGGAGCAUCCCCGCCACCAAAGUGGAAAUAACCGUGUCUUGCAGAAAUCUUUUGGACAAGGACACUUUCUCCAAGUCUGAUCCAUUGGUCGUGUUAUACACCCAAGGCGCGGAGUCCAAACAAUGGAGAGAGUUUGGGAGGACGGAGGUGAUAGACAACACGCUGAACCCAGACUUCGUCAGGAAGUACAUCCUGGACUACUUCUUUGAAGAGAAGCAGAACCUGCGCUUUGACGUAUAUGACAUUGAUUCUAAAAGUCCAGACUUGGCAAAACAUCCCAACGACUUUAACGACUUCCUAGGACAAGUCUUUUGUACUCUGGGAGAGAUUGUGGGCUCGCCUGCCAGUCGAUUGGAGAAACCAUUAGUGGGUAUUCCUGGGAAGACAUGUGGAACCAUCAUCUUGUCUGUGGAAGAGCUGGGAAACUGCCGAGAUUAUGCUACCAUGCAGUUCUGCGCCAACAAACUGGAUAAAAAGGACUUCUUUGGAAAGUCGGACCCCUUCAUGGUGUUUUAUAGAAGUAACGAGAAUGGCACGUUCACCAUCUGUCACAAGACGGAGGUGGUGAAGAACACUUUGAACCCUGUGUGGGAACCCUUUUCCAUUCCUGUCAGAGCACUCUGCAACGGAGACUACGAGAGAACAAUCAAAGUGGAAGUGUAUGACUGGGACAGAGAUGGAAGCCACGAUUUCAUCGGUGAAUUCACUACAACCUACAAAGAGCUGUGCAGAGGCCAGAACCAGCUAAAUGUAUAUGAGGUGGUGAAUGCCAAGAAGAAGCAAAAGAAAAAGAGAUACAUCAACUCUGGCACAGUGUCCUUACUGUCGUUCAUUGUAGAGUCUGAACACACCUUCCUUGAUUACAUCAAAGGAGGAACUCAGAUUCACUUCACAGUGGCCAUUGAUUUCACAGCAUCAAACGGAAAUCCAUCACAGUCCACUUCACUACACUACAUGAACCCUUAUCAGAUGAAUGCCUAUGCCAUGGCUCUGAAGGCGGUUGGAGAGAUCAUCCAGGACUAUGACAGUGAUAAGAUGUUUCCCGCUCUGGGAUUUGGUGCAAAGCUUCCGCCUGACUGGAGGGUGUCCCAUGAGUUCCCACUGAAUGGCAACGUCGAGAACCCAUACUGUAAUGGUAUAGAGGGGAUCCUUGAAGCUUACCACCAAAGCCUUAAGACGGUUCAGCUUUAUGGACCCACCAACUUUGCUCCUGUUGUCAAUCAUGUGGCGAGGUAUGCAGAAGCUGUUCAGGAUGGAUCUCAGUACUUCGUCCUGCUCAUCAUCACGGAUGGAGUCAUCUCAGACAUGGCUCAGACCAAGGAGGCCAUCGUGAACGCAGCCAAACUUCCCAUGUCCAUCAUUAUAGUUGGAGUCGGCCAAGCUGAGUUUGAUGCUAUGGUUGAACUCGAUGGUGACGACGUCAGAAUCUCCUCCAGGGGAAAGUUGGCAGAGAGAGACAUCGUUCAGUUUGUACCGUUCAGAGACUACAUGGACCGCACGGGCAACCACAUCCUCAGCAUGGCCCGGUUGGCUAAAGACGUCCUGGCUGAGAUCCCUGAGCAGCUGAUUUCCUACAUGAAAAGCAGAGCCAUCAAACCCAACCCGGUUCCUCCUGCUUACUCGACAUGUGCCCCCCCAGAGACUGAAUCGGUCUGACUGACUCCUCCACCUCCUCCACCACGCGACGCAGCUCAGCUAUGCAGGAGUCCAGAUGAAUAGGAACUGGAUGGAGAAGAAAAUAAAUGCUUUUGCGGUCCUUUUUAAUAACCGAGAGAAACAAACAGAUGAUGGUUUGGGGUACAGGGACCGCUGUGGGAGAACCUGUUGAUAAUCAGCGAGUGUUUUCAUCCCAGAGUCUUAAGGGUGAGAGCGCUGAGAGAAGGCCGUUGUCCAAAAGGAUGUUUUCGAUGUUUGCUGUCAUGGAUAAACUCGUAGAGAAGGGCCUGUGUGGAGAUACGUUUGGGUGUGCCAGUGUGCAUCUCGUUUGUGAUCCCUUUUGGAGUCCGUGUGUUUGUUUAGAAAAUCUUACGGAGACUAAUUAUUUAUUUAUUUAUUUACUGCAGAGAUGACUUAUUGCUUUCAGGGGACUUUUAACGGUGUUGGGUGUUGAAGUUGUAAAUAUAUAUAUAUAUAUAUUGUAGUUUUCCAUCAAAUAUUUUGUGAGCAGUGUAAGGAACCCCCCCCCCCCCCCCCCAUUUCUACUUUGGUAAAAUUACCUGUAAUAUAUAAGAGCAUGUGAUAAAAAUCUAGAAUCAUUAUAACUCAUGUAGAAUUUUCGCUCAGAUGCUGUACUAUCAUGCAGAUUUUUUCAGCGCCAUGUCUUAUACAAGGUAUUUCUAAUAUUUCUACUAACAGAAUGCACUAAUUACUGUCAAAAUAAAAGCACAAAGGUUCCAAUGUUGAUAAGAUGAAACCCUUGAUUUAAAAAAAACAUUAAAAGUGGAAAGAAUCCCAUUUUAUGUUUUUAACACGGCUAUUAACAUUAGAAACUGGAAGAAUCGGAGAAGAAAAGGAGAUGCAUUAUUUAAAUAUAGCUAUGUUUACAGAGUCAUGAUUUUAAGCACACGCCCACUUUUCGUGUUGGGGUGCAAGAACGUAAACUCUGUUUUAUGUUUCAGUGUGUUUGCACUUUGUUACCUGGAAAUUAUUUUCCCAUUUAAUUUUGAAAAUUUGAUCUCAAUUUCAACUUUUUCUCCCUUCUUCAGGUUGUUUGUUUCUUUAGAGUGAAGUCUUUUAAAGAGAGGUUAUAGGGCGCAGAGUGUUUUUAUAAAGUCACCAAACAAUUACUGGGAGAGUGCAAAGCUGUUUACUCAGUCUACCGAGUCUUUUUCGUUUUUAAUUAACCUUACUAUGGUUCUUUGCAUAGCCCACCUAAUCUCAGUUGACUUAAUCUAACUUUUUUGGAUUGACCAGUGAUCAAAUGUAGAUUUUGCUUGUAUUCAUCCAGAGAGGACCAUAAGAUACUCCUGUUUUUAUUCAAAACGAGUGUCUGUGUGCUGUAGGACUUGUGUCAUUUUAUGGUGAAGUUGAGACAUGAACACACUUCAAACAGCAGGUGCUUAGGGACCGUCUGCAAACUGCAACUCCAGAUAAUACCAAUAAAAUGGAUCCCUUCAAAAUAAGAUGUUUACUCUCAGUUAUUAUUAGAUAAGCAUGUUUGCGUUUUCCAGAUGGUUCCUUCCCACUCAUCUCAGUCAGAAGCACACAGACACCAAUUCAAUUCAAUUCAAUUUUAUUUAUAUAGCGUCAAAUCACGACAAGAGUCGUCUCAAGGCACUUCUCAUAAUAAACCAACGACUUGCGUUGACUGAAUGUGUUGCUGUUUGGUGAGAAUGAAUUCAUGAUUUUAUUUUUUUGGGGGGCCUAGAAGUGAGAUUCUCUUUUACUUCUCUAAGUCGGAGUAUUCUAAAUGAUUAUCAAAUCUUUAAAGAGCAAGGUCACUGAGAUUUUUACUUGUUUUUGUUGAAAUAUGAUCGUUCACUAUGAGUUUAACCUGCAGGCUAAAGGUGAAAAUAGUCUUUUACCCCUAUUUCCCGCAUUAGCCUCUGAUAGAAAGUAGAUGGGGAAGGCUGUUAUUGAUUUAGCACCCAGGAGCAGGGCAUGUUUCAAGUAGUAGAAGCUAACCAUUAGCAUUAGCAACUCCACCACACAGCAGAGCCCCUCCAGACUUGAGUUAUUUGUGGAGAUAAAACAUCAACAUUGCAGAGUAAACUGAAUAAGAGUUGCAAUGCUGUUAGCCAAUCAGAGGAGAGGUUUCCAAAUAUCAGGAACAAAUACUCCAAAACCGGCUUUGUUCUGCUCCCCUCUGCUCUGGCUAACUUCUUGUGCCUGAAACAGGAGCGCCAGAGCUUUUAUUCCACAGAGCUCGACUCACAAGUCAUUAAUUUACACUGGAGACCACUGACUAGGUAAUAAAUUAUCAGUUCUUAACUUAAUAAUAAUAAUUUACCUCAAAGUUCCCAAACACAUUGUUUUAUUUCAUUACACAUCAUCCCAUUUAAACCUGCAACACUAUUCAUUUUCCUGAAUUAUUUAAUCUAUUUGUUAAUAUUUUUAUAGUUUCUUCUUUUAGAAACUGUAUAAAAUAAAACUCAUUCCUUCACUCUCUCCCAGUCCUCGAUAUCUUGAUCCAAAUGUGCCUACUGUAUAAAAACAUAUCCACAUUCGGUUAGCCAGGUGCAGCAGCAGUUCUCAUAUUUAAUAUUUACACACAGAUCAUGUUUAAUCCCUUCCAGAUUGGGAUUGUCUCCAUCAUUGUUGUGUACUUUUUAUACUUCCAGCUCUUCACUGAUGAUCUUUAGACUGAUGAAAGUCACCAUGUCAAGUCAAGACUUGUUUACAAUUAAUCUGCAGCUGUACAUGUCACCUCCAGGACAAAGCAGAAACAUUUUUGUGUAUUGUUUGUAUAUUUUGUGCUGGUUUUACAUAAUUUAAUUUAAUUUAAUUCUUUUCACUGGGCGGCAGUGGAGAAUCUGAGUUUACACCGAUUGUGCUGUCAGGAUGUGAUUCGAUUUUUGUCUUAUAAUAUUUUUACGUAACUCCCACAGAUGUAAGUGCUCUCAAAAAGCUGAGAGGGUCUGUUGAUUCUGCAAAAGGCACCAAACUCCUUGUGUCACUUGUCCAGACCUUUAUUUUACUUUUCUUUUUCUUCUUGUAAUGACAUUUCUUCAUUAGAAGACAAUGCACAGUUUAAUCUGCUUCCAAAAUCCCUGGUUUAGUUGUGUAACACUCACUUAUUACCUCUGCGCAAAGCCAUUCAAUCCAAAAGCAAAUAAUAGAUUCAUUACAUGUUCACACAUCUGCAUGGAAUUAGAUUUGAUUCUUAGAAUAAAAUGAUAGAGGAGUAAAUAUCAGAUUUUUUGUUUUAUACUGAAAGUUUCGAAUGACUCAGACUUUCUUUCUCAGAAGAAGUACAAUUAGCAGCGUGAAGCUAAUUAAAUCUGCAUCAAAAUGCAGCUCGUGAUCUAUGUCUGAGGGGAAAAGAAGAAGCAUGUGAACAGCAGAUGUUGCAAUUUUUCACUAAAAUUAUUGUAUUUAUUGACACCAAGUUACUUGAAAUAGGUUUUAUGUGCAGUUCUGAGAUUUUAAUGAGUUAGUUUUUUUCAUCCUUGAGGCUUGCUAGAACUCAGAAAACUAGAAAACAAUUUACUAUGAAACAAAUAUUCAGAUCAACUUUAUUUACUGGUAAUGUAAUUUUCUUUGUGGAAAUGAGCUUGUUUGUUCCUUCUCUUUAAAUAAUCUGUGAGGCUGAUUAUGUACAUAAUCCCUGAGUGAAGAAUGUCCGGUACCAACACGUGAUGAACUUUAGUCUCUUUAGCCAACGUGCAUGUUUGUGCCAAAAGUGGCAGGGAGUUAGUUUGGUCAUUUACCUUCAUUUCACCUGAUUACUGCAUUGGCCGCCAUCUUUGUUUGUAUCAUAGGAUGCUGUUUGGAGACAACAGCCUCUUCUAACAGGCUGCAUCUCUGCUUUCUUUUCAUUCUAUUUUCUAUAAAUGGGUUCUUCUUGUUGCCACUGCUCCUGUUUGACCCAGGUUGUUUACAUACCUCUCUUGGUCUCUGACUUGCAUGCUGAAUAAUUUCCAAACCAGGUGUUGGACACAGAAAUUGUCAUUAUACUGUGGUUUGUGAAAUGCUUUGUAAUGGAUUGCCUUAACUAAAGAUUAAAUAUUGACAACUUUGGCAGAA